UGACGGGUCCUGUAGAUAAUAACACACCUGCUGUAACCCUGACUACCCGACACCUUUACGGUCGUUAUUGUUAUUACCGAGCGUAACAUCGCGAUGUGUCAGCCUGCAGCUCGGUGUGAAUGAAAGGAGGGAGGAGCUGCUCUAUAGAUCCGGUUCUUUCUGCUGAUCUCCUGUGGACCAAAGAAUGCCAUCCCUGUCGGAGGACCUGCAGGAGGUGCGGAGUCGGGCUGAAGUGUGUCUGUACUCUGGUGGCAGGGUGGUGGAGGUGCGAGCCGGGGUGAUGGCUAUGGCUAAUCUGUCCUUACCCCCCUGCUCCAAAUACCGGCACAUCGCUGCAGAGACCAUGGUUACAGAGAACAGCUUCGGCAGCAACAGGAAGGAGACCCUUGCUUCUCUCCAGAGACUGUCGACUGCUUUGAACAUCCUGGAGAAGUACGGCUGUAACUUAACGAAUCCCAACAGGCCGAAAUACUGGAGGACGGUGAAACACAACAACCCAGUGUUCAGGGCCACCGUCGAUGCGAUUCAGGGAGGACGAGCAGUGCUCUGUCUCUAUGGUUACUCCAAUCAGCAGGCCGAUGGGCUCAGCUUCCCUGAUGAUGUCACAGACCCGGAUGUGGGCCGAGUUGCUGCAGUGACCCUGGAAGUGAUGAGUCUGAGGAUCGAGCUAGAAAUGCUUAUUAAGGAGACUCACCCACACCCUGAGUUCUACGAGAGAAUCAUACCUACACUCAGACAUAAGGAUGUCGGUCUGAACACUGACGCUGUGAUCUUCCAGUCCUCCUCGUCUUCGGGACAUUCAAAGGGUCAGACCAAGUCUCUGGCCUUCCCCCUCCACCAUCACUCCUCCAGGAAGAGCAGCCACUCCCUGUCCAUCCAGGUCUCCUCCACCUCCUCCAACAAACACCCCGGUUAGAGCAUGUCAUGUUUGUUUGUAUUGGGACAGGUAUGAAGCGAGUAAACUGAUGCCAGACACUACAACAUUUAUAGCCUAAGCUAAUUUG
Messenger RNA from Labrus mixtus (cuckoo wrasse), 1004 nucleotides. RefSeq names its product E3 ubiquitin-protein ligase RNF31-like. Gene Ontology annotation, biological process: protein linear polyubiquitination. Gene Ontology annotation, molecular function: K48-linked polyubiquitin modification-dependent protein binding; linear polyubiquitin binding; K63-linked polyubiquitin modification-dependent protein binding. Bases 185 to 916 code for a protein of 243 amino acids. Gene Ontology annotation, cellular component: LUBAC complex. The transcript is spliced from 6 exons. The record is from RefSeq and is a predicted model, not a curated record. Lineage: Eukaryota; Metazoa; Chordata; Actinopteri; Labriformes; Labridae.